Messenger RNA from Ornithorhynchus anatinus (platypus), 948 nucleotides. Its product is annotated as olfactory receptor 7G3-like. NCBI's taxonomy places the organism in Eukaryota, Metazoa, Chordata, Mammalia, Monotremata, Ornithorhynchidae. Gene Ontology annotation, cellular component: membrane. Gene Ontology annotation, biological process: G protein-coupled receptor signaling pathway. The transcript has a single exon. Gene Ontology annotation, molecular function: G protein-coupled receptor activity; olfactory receptor activity. The record is from RefSeq and is a predicted model, not a curated record. Bases 1 to 948 code for a protein of 315 amino acids.
AUGGAGAAGGGAAACCAAACCAGCAUCUCAGAAUUCCUCCUCCUGGGACUGUCUGACCGGGCAGAGCAGUGGCAGCUCCUUUUCGUGCUGUUCCUCUGGAUGUACCUGCUCGGGGUUCUGGGGAGCCUGCUCAUCGUCGUGGCCAUCGGCUCCGACCCACACCUGCACACCCCCAUGUACUUCUUCCUCACCAACCUCUCCCUGGCUGACAUCUGCUUCCUGUCCACCACGGUCCCCAAGAUGCUGAUCAACAUCCAGGCCCGGGAUAAAUCCAUAUCCUAUGUUGGCUGCUUGGCACAAAUGUAUUGCUUUAUGCUGUUUUCAUGUCUGGACAAUUUUCUCCUCACUGGGAUGGCUUUUGACCGCUACGUGGCCAUAUGCCACCCCCUCCACUACACCACGAUCAUGAGCCCACGGCUCUGUGCCUGGAUGAUUGUGGUGUCCUGGAGCAUCGGUAACCUUAAUGCCCUCUUACAUACCUUAAUGGUGGUUCGAUUAUCGUUCUGUGCAGGAAACAAAAUCCAUCACUUUUUCUGUGAUCUUAGCCAGCUUCUAAAGCUUUCCUGUACUGACACCCUCUUCAAUGAAGUCUUGGUGUAUGUACUCUUAGUAGCUUUAGGUGUUGUUCCCCUCACAGGUCUCCUUUUCUCUUACAGUUGCAUCAUCUCUACCAUUUUGAGAAUCCCAUCUCCUGGGGGAAGAUAUAAAGUUUUCUCCACCUGUAGCUCUCACCUGUCUGUAGUUUCUUUGUUCUAUGGCACUGGCCUUGGGGUUUAUUUCAGUCAAACAUCUUCCACCCAAACAUCUGGGAAGGGCUCGGUAGCAUCUGUGAUGUACACGGUGGUCAGCCCCAUGCUGAAUCCCUUCAUCUACAGCCUGAGGAACAAGGACAUGAAAGAGGCCCUUAGAAAUGUGUUCAGGAGGAAAAGCCGCCCCAAGAAGCUGUGA